ACGUGAAGGAUACUCAGUGUUGCCCUGCCCGAUGUCCCCUCUUUCAAACACGUACUUUUAGGUUCAAGUUCGCGUCACAGAAUAAUUCGGAUCAUCUGCCAUAAAGUUAGUGACGCGAGGGUCCCGAGUGGGUCGAAAAGUGCCGUUUCACUCGUACUUUUCAACAAUGCUGACUUUAGAUGUCCCACUUGCGCUAAGUCACCGUUGUCGCGCGGCAGUACAGGCGGGAGUGUGGGCCAAGGGAGCGACUUUUUUAUCAAUCUCGACACCUCCAUUGGGAGGGAACGUGAGCCCUUUGCGUCCUCUGCCGCGCGACCGGCGCGUUUCCGUGUUUCCAGGGGCCAACAGGCUCUGCUUUGUGCGGUUUGUCCGCUGACCGCUCUAUGCAGACCGGUGCGUAACUAAGUUCGAGCAGCGGAGCUUUGUCACCAGACUGGACCGAACCGAAGGCGCUGCGGGAGCGGACUGCGCCAGAGCGCGACGCGUCAGGGCGGACUGGGCGUGUUUCCUCUGCGCCGUUUCUAACGGAAUCAGUGGCGCAGAGACAGACACCCCCCCAGUCCUCGGUCCUCAGAGCUCUGGCGGAUUCGGUGGAGGACGGACGUCACUCCGCGGCUGCUACUAUUAAAAAGACGCAUUCCUCUUGAACUCUAGAAUAGAGUUUAAACUUGCAUCGCUCUUCUUCGGGCACGUUCUCUCUACCACACGGCCGGCGGAGCUGCCUCGAGUGACUCUGAGAAACAAGAAGAGCGUACGACGCGCACUGUGUGACUGUAAAGCAGCCUCAGUACACCGGAGCUCUCUUCAUUUGUGCUCCCAGCAGAGCAGGACGAGCGUCAGUCGAGUGGAGGAGGAGGAAAGGCGCCGCCGCGAUGGCCGGUGGGGAUGCAGGGCCGAGCGGGCGAGAGGGCUCCGUGGCGAAGGGCCCGGCCCAGCCCGGCGGCGGGGACGCGUCGCCCGCUGCAGCAGACGCGCACACGAACGAGGAGAGAAGACUGGAUGCGCUGUCCGUGCUCUGGACGCUGGGGAAGUGUCUGGGUGCCGUGCUGCCCGUGUACCUGGCCGGGUACUACAGGGUGAGCACGAGCCUGGUGGCGUUCGGGCUCGUGGUGUACACGGGCUGGAGACACACCCGAGAUGCCAAGGAGGCUCGGCUGCGCGCCGCCAUGCGGUCGCUGGGCGCGGAGGAGGAUCACUCGGCCGCGCGCGGACUGUCUCGGGGCGCGCGGGACUCCCCCUCCUGGAUCGGUGUCCCUGACGUGGAGAAGGUUGAGUGGCUCAACAAGGUCCUACAGCAGGCCUGGCCGUUUGUAGGUCAGUACUUGGAGAAGCUGUUGGUGGAAACGAUUGCUCCCUCCAUCCGGGCCUCCAGCACCCACCUGCAGACUCUCAGCUUCACCAAGAUUGACAUGGGAAGCAAGGCUAUGAAGGUAGUUGGAAUAAAGGCUCACACUGAGAAUGACAAGGGACAGGUGUUACUAGAUGUCCACAUCAGCUAUGUUGGUGAUGUUGAAAUCAAUGUGGAGAUCAAGCGGUAUUUCUGCAAAGCAGGAGUAAAAGGAAUACAGCUCCACGGAAUGAUGAGGGUGAUCCUGGAGCCCCUUAUUGGAGAUGUUCCCAUUGUGGGAGCUGUGACCAUGUUCUUCAUUCGAAGACCUAAGCUAGACAUCAAUUGGACUGGACUCACAAACUUGCUGGACAUUCCUGGCCUGAACGUCAUGUCGGACACCAUGAUAAUGGAUGCUAUAGCCUCGUUUCUGGUGCUGCCCAACCGCCUUACUGUACCUCUGGUUCCCAACCUACCUGUGGCUCAGCUGCGAUGCCCACUCCCAAGGGGUGUUGUUCGUAUCCAUCUCCUGGAAGCAGAGAACCUUGCUGCUAAGGACAACUACGUGAAGGGCAUGAUUUCAGGCAUGUCAGACCCCUACACCAUCAUUCGAGUGGGACCCCAGACGUUCAAGUCCCACCACGUGGACAACAGCCUCAGUCCAAAGUGGGGAGAGAUGUAUGAGGUGAUUGUCCAUGAAGUACCUGGUCAGGAGUUGGAGGUGGAGGUGUAUGACAAAGACCCCGACCAGGAUGACUUCCUGGGGAGGACCAAGGUAGAUCUAGGUAUGGUGAAGAAAGCUCGAGUUUUAGAUGAGUGGUUCCCUCUGAAAGACACCAGCUCAGGUCGCGUUCACCUCAAGAUGGAGUGGCUGUGUCUACUGCCCAGUACUGAGCAGCUGGACCAGGUGAUUCAGAGAAACAAGAGUGUGGCAGCGUCCAGUAAAACCACAGACCCUCCCUCCGCGGCCAUCUUGGUUAUAUAUUUGGACCGUGCCGAAGCACUCCCGAUGAAGAAGGGCAACAAAGAGCCCAGUCCUAUGGUGCAGCUGUCCAUCCAGGAUGUCACUCGAGAAAGCCGGACAUGUUUUGGGACCACAAAUCCUGAAUGGGGAGAUGCCUUCACCUUCUUUAUUCAUGACCCUCGCCACAUGGAUAUUGAUAUUCAGGUGAAGGACAACGACCGGGUUCUUUCCCUGGGGAGUCUGUCCAUCCCCCUGUCCCGUCUGCUCACCAGCCCAGAUCUCAGCCUGGAUCAGUGGUUUCAGCUAGAAAACUCUGAAGCCUCCAGCCGCAUCUCACUCCAUGCGGUGCUGCGGGUCUUGUGGCUGGAUGAAGAAGGUGUUCUGAGGACCCCUCUGCCUUGGGACGCAGAGACCUUUGCUGAGGGACCGUGGUCUGGGCCUGGAAUGAAAGCCCAAAAAACCUCACCUAAUGCUAGCUUUGCCACUGAGGGAGUUCUGCGGAUCCAUCUUGUGGAGGCCCGGAACCUGAUAUCUAAGGAUAAACUCAUGGGUGGCAUUGUGAAGGGGAAGAGUGACCCUUACGUCAAGACACGGGUUGGGGGCAUGACUUUCCGCAGUAAUGUGAUUGAGGAGAAUCUCAAUCCCACCUGGAACGAACUCUAUGAGGUCGUUCUAACCCAGACUCCAGGUCAAGAGGUCCAGUUUGAGUUGUAUGACAAAGACAUAGAUUCAGAUGACUUCUUGGGGAGAUUUAAGGUGAACCUGAGUGACAUCAUCAGCACCCAGUACACUGAUCAGUGGUACACUUUGAAUGAAGUUAAGUCGGGAAGUGUUCAUGUGGUGAUGGAGUGGGUUCCCACGGUGCAGGACCCCUCCGUACUGGGGCAGGUCUUGCAGUUCCAGUCUCAGCAUAUGUAUAAGAAUAAGGCAGUGCCCUCUGCUGCCGUACUGUUUGUGUAUUUGGAGCGUGCCCACGCCCUGCCCCUGAAGAAGAGUGGAAAGGAACCUAUGGCUGGGGCAGAACUCAUACUCAGAGGCAGCACAUACAAGACCAAGGUGUGUGAUCGUUCCACUUCUCCCCAGUGGAACGAAGCCUUUUACUUCCCGGUUCAUAAUCCGAAAGAAGAUAUCCUGGUAGUGAAGCUCUCUCAUAAUUGGACUCAGUCUCUAGGUUCACUGUUUUUCCGGGUUAGAGAAUUGCUUUCAGAACCAGGCUUGGUACUUGACCAGUGGUUGAGUAUUGAUGGAGCUUCUGUUGAAAGUCAGAUUCUCCUGCGGGCUGAACUCAAGAUUCUUUGUUCAAGUACCAUAAAGUGUACUGGAGGAGAAGGAGAUUCAGGCAGUGCUCCUGACAGUCCUGCCCCUGGUGGGAGGGGUAAGACUGACAAUGUCACUCCAAAAACAGAGACCACAACUCAAGAGCUGCAAUACAGCGGCACAGCCGAUCAGGGGAGAAAGGAACAGAGCCUUGCUCAGGUAACAGACCCCUCCUUGUCAGGAGCAGGGGAAUAUAAGAAGGGAAUUGCUUCUGCUGUCGCAUCUAAGGAGGACAGGGCUGAAAAGAAACCCCUUCAAACAACCCCUAAUCCCAAUUUUGCAAAAGAGGGACUUUUGCGGAUUUACCUGGUGGAGGCACAAAACCUCGUUGCUAAGGACAACCUUGCGGGUGGCAUGGUAAAAGGGAAGAGUGACCCUUACGUCAAGAUACAGAUUGGUUCUGUGAAAUUGCAAAGUCAUGUUAUCAAGGAGAAUCUCAAUCCCACCUGGAAUGAACUUUUUGAGGUUGUUCUGUCCCAGCUGCCAGAACAGGAGGUCCAGUUUGAGCUGUAUGAUAAGGACAUGCAUUCAGAUGACUUCCUAGGGAGGUUUAAAGUCAGUCUGAGUGAUAUCAUCAGCUCCCAGUACAUAAAUAAGUGGUACACUCUAAAUGAUGUGAAGUCAGGCCGUGUUCACCUGCUGCUCGAGUGGGUGUCCACAGUGCAGGACCCUGUCAAACUGGAAGAGGUCCUGGAGUUCCAGUGCCAGCAUUCCUACCAGAAUAAGGUAGUGCCCUCUGCAGCCCUGCUCUUUGUGUAUUUGGACCGUGCCCAUGCCCUGCCGAUCAAAAAGAGUGGGAAGGAGCCAAAGGUGAGGGCAGACAUUGAACUUGGAGAAACCUCUUAUAAGACUAAGGUAUGUGACCGCUCCACUUCUCCGCAGUGGGAUGAGGCCUUCUACUUUCUGGUUCAUAACCCCAGAGAGGACAUUCUUAAAGUGAAGCUCUUUCACACUGGUGACCAGCCCACUGGCUCCUUGGUUCUGCCUGUCAGAGAACUGCUUGUAGAACCAGAUCUUGUACUGGACCGCUGGCUGAGUCUGGAUGGUGUCCCUCCUGAAAGCCAAAUUCUGCUGAGGGCUGAACUCAAGAUCUUGGAUUCAAAGAUUAACAAGGAAGGGGAUCAGAGAGGUCGGUUCUUUACUCCCGACAGUGCCUCUCCAGCUACAGAGGUUGAGCAAACUGUCACCUCACCCAGAGAGACAGUCAAUGUGCCCAGUCAGGAACUGAAACACAAAGCAGAAGUUAAAGAUGGAACUGAGGAGCAGAAAUCUGGCAAAGUUUCAGUCUCUCCUUCCCCCUCCCCUGCACCUGGAAAAUUCCAGAAGGCAAAAGCUGCUGAGGCACCCUCUGACCAAGUGAAUGUGGUUUCUGUCUCACCUGCAACGAGACCUCAUCAGACCUCACCUGACACUAGCUUUGCUACUGAGGGGGUAUUGCGGAUUCAUUUGGUGAAGGCACAGAACCUUGUUGCCAAGGACAACCUCAUGGGUGGCAUGGUGAAAGGGAAGAGUGACCCCUAUGUUAAGAUACAGACUGGUGCAGUGACGUUCCAGAGUCAUGUGAUCAAGGAGAAUCUCAAUCCCAUCUGGAAUGAACUGUAUGAGGUGGUUUUGAACCAUCAGCCAGGGCAGGAGGUCCAGUUUGAGUUGUAUGAUAAGGACAUGGAUUCAGAUGACUUCCUGGGGAGGUUUCAAGUCAGCCUGAGUGAGAUCAUCAGCUCCCAGUACAUUAAUAAGUGGUACACUCUGAAUGACGUGAAGUCAGGCCGUGUUCACCUGCUCCUCGAGUGGGUGUCCACAGUGCAGGACCCUGCCAAACUGGAGGAGGUCCUGAAGUUCCAGUGUCAGCAUUCCUACGAGAACAAGGCAGUACCCUCUGCAGCUGUGCUCUUUGUGUAUUUGGACCGUGCCGAUUCCCUCCCUUUAAAGAAGAGUGGCAAGGAGCCAAAGGUGGAGGCAGAAGUUGUGCUCGGAGGAACAUCCCACAAGACUAACGUUUGUGAUCGCUCAACAUCGCCAAAGUGGGAUGAGGCCUUUCAUUUCCUAGUUCAUAAACCCAGAGAGGACAUCCUCAAAGUGAAGCUCUUUCACACUGGUGACCAGCCCACUGGUUCCUUGAUUCUGCCUGUCAGGGAACUGCUUAAGGAACCAGAUCUUGUACUGGACCGCUGGCUGAGUCUGGAUGGUGUCCCUCCUGAAAGCCAAAUUCUACUGAGGGCUGAACUCAAGAUUUUGGAUUCAAAGAUUACCAAGGAAGGGGAUCAGAGAGCUCAGUUCACCAUUCCUGACAGCACUUCUGCUGAAGAGGUUGAGCAAACUGUCACUCCACCCAGACAGAAAAUCAGUGUUCCCACUCAGGAACUGAAACACAAAGCAGAACUUAAAGAUGAGGGUGAGGAGCAGGGUCCUGCCAAAGUCUCUGUCUCUCCUUCCCCUGCUGCUCCUGCAUCUAAGAAAGUCCAGGAUGAAGCAGCUGCUGAGGCUUCAUCUCAGACCUUGGAUUUAACAAGAAGAGAAGGUGGGGAUCAGAGACCCACUCCUGACAGCACCACUUCUGCUCUAGAGGUUGAGCAAACUGUCAUGCCACCCAAACACACGGUCACCUUGUCCAGUCAUGAACUGAAACACAACGUGGAGUCUGAAGAUGGGGCUGGGGAGCAGGAACCUGCUAAAGUCCCAGUCUCUUCUUCCCCAUCAUCUGCACCUGGGGUAGUCCAGAAGGAAGCAGUGAAUGUGGUUCCUAGCACACAGAAAUCUUCACCUGACCCCAGUUUUGCUACUGAGGGGCUUUUGCGGAUCCAUUUGGUGGAGGCUCAGGACCUUGUAGCAAUGGACAAGCUCAUGGGUGGCAUGGUGAAAGGGAAGAGUGACCCUUAUGUCAAGAUCCGUGUUGGGAACGUGAAGUUCCGUAGUCAUGUGAUCAAGGAGAAUCUCAAUCCCACUUGGAAUGAACUCUAUGAGGUGGUUCUGCCCCGUCUUCCAGAUCAGGAGGUCCAGUUUGAGUUGUAUGAUAAGGACCUGGAUUCAGAUGACUUCUUGGGCAGGUUUAAAGUUAAUUUGAGUGACAUCAUUGCAACCCAGUACAUUGAUAAGUGGUAUACUCUGAAUGAUAUAAAGUCGGGCCGUGUUCACCUGGUACUCGAGUGGGUGCCCACUGUGGAGGACCCUGCUAAACUAGGGCAGGUCAUGCAGUUACAGUCCCAGCAGUCCUAUGAGAACAAAGCAGUGCCCUCUGCUGCUCUGCUUUUUGUGUAUUUGGACCAUGCCUACGCACUGCCUAUGAAGAAGAGUGGAAAGGAGCCUAAAGUGGGGGCAGAGCUUGCGCUUGGAGGAAUGUCAUACAAGACAAAGGUUUGUGAUCGUUCCACUUCACCCCAGUGGAAUGAGGCAUUUUACUUCAAGGUUUAUAACCCCAAAGAAGAGAUGUUUAUCAUAAAGCUCUUUCAUACUGGUGACCAACCCACUGGUUCCCUGGUUCUCCCUGUCAGAGAACUGCUUAAGGAACCACAUCUUGUACUGGAUCGCUGGCUGAAUCUGGAUGGAGUUCCACCUGAAAGCCAAAUUCUGCUGAGGGCUGAACUCAAGAUUCUAUACUCAAGAAGAGCACAGUUUGCUGCUAGUCAGGGAGGUUCGACUAGCACUAAUAGUCCUUCUUCUGGAGUACCAUCCAGAAGUGGACAGGUCAAGCUCUCUAUAUCGUACCCCAAGGGUGAGAAUCGACUGGUCAUCAUUGUUCAUUCUUGCAGGGCACUGCCUGCCUGCUCUGAGCCCUAUGUGUCCUUCAUCCUGCUGCCAGAUAAACAUAAGGCCACCAAGAGGAAAACCAGUGUGAAGAAGAAAGACCUCAACCCAGACUUCAGUGAAAAGUUUGAGUUUAAUAUCACCAUGGAGGAGGCUUGCCAUAGGCAGCUGGAUUUGUCAGUGAAGAACAAUGUGUCCUUCAUGAGCCGGGAAAGAGAAAUUAUUGGCAAGGUACAGAUAGACCUUUCGCAUAUUGAUCUUGCAUCAGGAGUCACGCAGUGGUAUGAUUUGAAGGAAGAGACCAACUAAUUCAGCUAUAGCAAUCUUUUUCACUACGCACUCUCAAUCCUGUGUAUCUCAGCAAGCUAUAUCUGGUAUUGAAACAAUGUAAAAGCCCACUUCUCUGGAACAAUUUAUGGACAGGUUAAGGUAAAAUUAGUAAGAUAUUUUGAAUGUUUCCUUUUCACUUUUGCUCAUUUUACAUUACUUUAUAUUGUUAUUAAGUAAAUCCACAAUCAUACAUUUUCAAUUACAGUCACAGUAAGACACAAAUGUAAACCUGCUUUAACUUCAAUGUUUACAGUUAUAUUAAAGACUUUGGGCUGUUGGGGAAAUGAUGGUGACAGUGUCAAGUGUGUUUUUAAGAGGUGCUUACCUGGGUGUGUGUUGAUAAUUCUGUUUGUUUUGUAUUCAUGAAUACAAUCAUUGUGACACUGACACAAAAUACUGUAGAACAAGCUUAAGCAGCCCCAAAAGUACCCCUCUACUUUGUAAACAAACUCCUUGGCUUCCUGAGGGUAGAAUAGUUCUUAUGGGAAAAUUCACGUUUUUCUCAUAGUUUCCCUACUUCAGUAUUUAGCAGUGUUUUGCUCUUUUCCUUUGGAAAUCGAGGAAAUAACCUUAAUUAUUGUUUGAUAUACCACCAUGAAUAGGACAAAAAUGAAAAUUCCCAGAAACAAUUUAUAUAACCGUAUGUAAUAGCCAGGUAAAUUUUUGUACUGUACUGUAAUGUACUUUAUUUUUGUUGUUAUAACAUUAAUGUUGCUUGCACAGUGGCUUGCAGUACAGCAAGUACCUUGUACAAGGGUACUACAGCAGUGAUGGAAAUUAAAAUUGGAGCGGCAACACAGGACCGCGGUGUCCUUGGCCACAUUUACAUUUAUUUAUUCAUUUAGCAGACACUUUUCUCCAAAGCGAUGUAAAUCUCAUAG
Scleropages formosus (Asian bonytongue) is the source of this 8560-nucleotide messenger RNA. RefSeq lists its product as uncharacterized. Gene Ontology annotation, biological process: lipid transport. The transcript has 61 exons. The record is from RefSeq and is a predicted model, not a curated record. Bases 873 to 7658 code for a protein of 2261 amino acids. Gene Ontology annotation, molecular function: phosphatidylcholine binding; phosphatidylethanolamine binding; calcium-dependent phospholipid binding. Gene Ontology annotation, cellular component: endoplasmic reticulum membrane. NCBI's taxonomy places the organism in Eukaryota, Metazoa, Chordata, Actinopteri, Osteoglossiformes, Osteoglossidae.